UCAAGAUAAAACAAAUUCUAACAAGAAACAAAAUAAUAAUGUCUGCCGAUAAAGAGAAAACAGCCAAAGGUGAUUUGGGUUUGUUGGAGGAAGAUGAUGAAUUUGAGGAGUUUCCAGCCGAAGAUUUCAAUGCCGUCAAUGAAGAUGAGGAUGAAGUCAAUGUUUGGGAAGACAACUGGGAUGAUGAUAAUGUCGAAGACGACUUCAGUGUACAGUUGAAGGCCCAUUUGGAAAAACAAGCCAUGGAAACGUAA
Messenger RNA from Musca vetustissima, 254 nucleotides. RefSeq names its product probable 26S proteasome complex subunit sem1. Bases 39 to 254 code for a protein of 71 amino acids. The record is from RefSeq and is a predicted model, not a curated record. Gene Ontology annotation, biological process: proteasome assembly; double-strand break repair via homologous recombination; mRNA export from nucleus. The transcript is spliced from 2 exons. NCBI's taxonomy places the organism in Eukaryota, Metazoa, Arthropoda, Insecta, Diptera, Muscidae. Gene Ontology annotation, cellular component: proteasome regulatory particle, lid subcomplex; proteasome complex.